AUGGAGGACGAAAACUUUGUAGCCGACUCGGAUGAAGAUGAGCAGGAGUUUUUGGAUGCACUAGCACAAGCGGAGGCGCGUCAGCGCCUCGAAUCGGCUGCAGCUGCUCAGCAACAGCAGACCACAGAUGAACAUAAGGAGCAAGAACAAAAGCAGUAUGAUAUAAUUGUAAAUGAGUCGCGGACAAUUGGUGGACAGGAGAAUGCUCAGGAAGAAAAAUGUAUCGGGAUGAAUGAAGAUAGAAGUGAAGAGAUAGAUGAUGAGCAUGAAGACGACAAGAAUGAGGAGAAAGAGAAAGCGCAAGGCGUGGAGCAAGCUGACGACGUGCUGAAAGUGGGCACGGUGGUGGAAGUGGAAUCUCGAACAUGGCCUGGCAUCAAUAAGCAGGGAGGUGCGGGUCGUGUUACCCAUGUUUAUAGAGAGACGUUGAAGGAAGGAGAAGCAGAGGAGAUUUUCUACGACGUGCGCUAUGUGCUAGGCGGCUUCGAGAGACAUAUCGAGCGUGAGUAUGUCCAUUCAUCGAAGCUUUUAAAGAAGCAGUCAAAUCGUGAAAAAGUUAGUCGAGAGUAUUAUCACGACGAUUAUAUUAAUGAGCCACAUCUACGAAAGCAAAGAGAAGCUGAGAGGAAGCGUAAGCAGCUGAUGACACAUCCCGAACAGCUCCAAAUGCAUAUUUUGCGUCGUAAAAAAAGAAAGCCUUCACAUGUUCCGUCUCGGGUCGAAGAGAUGUCUGACUCACGAAAUGAAGCUUUAUCAUCAAGCGAUGACGAAGGGAAAGGAGAUAGCUCUACUGCUAACGAUGACGCCGUUGUAUUAACACAAAACCGCAGAAUCUCGCAAAUGAUUUCACAUCGUAACAUCGAACAAACCGCCCGCGACGCACUAGAAUCUCCUGCGAGGCAGUCAGGAAAAACCCAGCGUUGGAGAUAUCGAAUUCUGGACAGUAGUGACGAAGAUAGCAGUCGAAGUGGGAAUACAGGUGAUUUUUCAAGCUCGGAUACAGGCCAAACUGACCUCUUGGACUCCGAUAGCGUGUAUUCGCUUGUGGCAGGGGGCGAUGCACAAAGCAAUCGUAACAAUCGACACCGACACCGGAGAAAAAAGAUUAUUAAUGUAAAGCGUCGGCGCUUUGUUGGAGGAUACGAACACAAUGAGGACGACGCUGAUGGCAGGUUUAUUCAACCAGAAGGAAAUCCUGAUGAAUUGCCCGACGAUGUCAUCCGAGUAACAGGCCUUCGGCUUGAGACUACUCGAGACGGCUUGAUGAACCAAUUGAAUGAGGUGUUCGUUCAGCAGAAGAACAAUAUCGCCGCCUUUCAUGAAAAGCAGAAAACGAUGGAUCAGAAAAUAAAAACGUUAUCAGAGAUGCAUUUGAGCGAUCUUCUUGUUCUAUAUCGUGAGAUAGUUGAUCUGGAAGAAAAUUUUUUGACGAAGACUUUAGUAAAUGCUGGUGAAGAUGCGAUGGAUAUGAUCGCUAGAAAGCUAGACCACUGUGGCAAUCUGCCAGCUUCCUUUGAGCAAUUAGAUCGCGACAUCGAUGACUGUAGGGAAGAGCUAAAAGAGUGUUCUCAUUGGGUACACACUGUCAGGGAUACUCUGGAGGAUGCGCUGAGUCAGCGAAAUGCGCUUGAACCGCUUCAGCACGUAGAUUUGGCUGAAUACUCAUCAGACAGCAGCUAUUCUAUCGACAAUAACAAUACUGGAAAUUAUUUAAGUGGUAUGACCGGUGGUGAUGAAAUUACGGACACUGAGAAGAUUAGAAAAGAAGAAGGUAUAAAUGCCACGAAAAAACAGCAACAACAACGUGACUCGGUGUCAGAAAUCGAAGCACGUAGAUUAAAAGCAAAAAGUCGUAGCUGCAGACAAAGAACAGCCCGAAGUACUACAUUGAAUGACUACUUUCAUCAAAACGAAUCAAGUAAUUGCCUCACAUCUAAUUUGAGGCUUUCUGGAAAACAAAAAAAGGUUGUUUCGUCCGAUCCUCGGUGGGCUUGGAUCAAACUUGCUCGAAGGAAGCAGCAGCAAGCUAAAAAAGGCAUCCAGAAUCAACCCUCGUGGACUUCAUCGGUCGGCCUAUCUGGUGAAAAUUUCAGUGUCCGCACGAUCCGGGACGUACGAUCGACACGCGUGAUUAGUCGAGACGACAGCACUUUCGUUCAAGCGCAGCGAAUGCAUUUUCGCAAUAAGCGCUUUAGUGCUCUGCCGAAGCAGUGGCGAUCACGUGAGUCUUUUGUUGCUGUAUCUGCAUCACCCAGCGGCCCUACCUCUACUUUUGCUGCUUACCCAGCUGGCAUCUCAUUUAACGACACUUCUUUUGAAAAGAGACUGCAACCCGCAAAGACUGUCACCGUGCCAAGCAAGAGCGCAGUAGAUUGGGAGGGUAUUUUUGAAGUCGUAAUGAAUGACAUAUCAGAUGGUGAAAACGGCAAUGACACUUAUGAAUUCACGGGGCAAGAAGUACUUUGGACUUUUGGUCAUCGAGUAUUCGACCCAAUGAUUUUAGCUCACCUUUCUUCUGUUGAUGAAUGUGAUUUUAAAGACCUGGAAAAUAUUGAAGACGUUGUUAAAAGACAAACAUCUCGCCUUCGACAACGGUUGAAUGAUCUCAGGUUUCAAGAAAACGCAUUUAUGGAAUUACUGUCAAAAGGUUGCCUGGAUAUUAGCGAUGAAGAGAAGUAUGCAAUUACACCCCAAUGGUUGACAUUAGUAUCUCUUGAAGAGGCCUAUCACAAGGCGAUAGCUAGUCUAGUAGCUCAAUUGUUGCAGGCUUCGAAACAACUUCUCAAUGUAAACCUUCCAAGCUGCCUUCCAAUUAUUUGGGAACAAAUUACCGCACUUGUCCGACAGCUCCCUGACUGUAAUGCCAUGUUCAAUGGGUGUGAAGCGUACUUGUUUUUCUUUGAGGUGGCAUCCAGAGAUGCAACAACAACUCCUCUUCUGACAGCUGUCUUGCGUACGUAUUGGUAUUGUCUUGAUUUGCUCGUAGCUCUCCAAUCAAUGCUUCAUAUACAGCACACGCAAAAAAUUGAGAAUGUGAGCCUUACAGCACUGCCAGUAAACAGGAUCAUUUUGGCCGUCGUGCUCUUUUUAUUUGAUUUGCAUGUUCAUCUCCCGUCAUCCCACCGUUUGGAUAAGAGGUCUGAUGGUAUGCUUAUUGGUUCAUCGCCAGCAUUAUCAUUAUGGAUGCUGGUUCGUGACUGCAGCAUGAGUUCUGCUGAAGCCGAUAAAUCUGACCAUGAUUCACUUAUUGCGAAAGAAAAGCACGUAUGGACAUUGCUGCAAGUUGUUUAUCGCCAGCGUUAUUGGGAUAGGCUAGCUCAGUAUUUCGUCCAAAGUGAAUCGUGUGGCGGAUAUCUACGUGAUUUAGAGCCAAGUAUUGCAGAUGCUAAGACUAGAGAUGCAUGUGACGAGAUGUUUGAAAGUCAGCUCCUGUCACUGGAAACUGCGUGGAAGUUAGUCGCUAUUUUAGCCCAAAUUUAUGCGGUCUCUGAUAGCGACAAACACGAAGAAGCUGUAUGUGAUGCCAAAUGGGCCGUUGUCAAAGAACUUCUCCAGCCGGACAAUCCUGAUUUUCUUCCUUUCAACCUACCCCGCAAUCAUGAAAUUUUUUUACAGAUCGACUUUUGUCGAGGCGCCACAACUUACAAACGGCAUGUGUUAAGGCGAGUCAUGACAUUUUCAAGGCGUUGGCGUUCUUCCAAAGAUAUCGUCGUACAUCUUUUGCGCCAACUAUGGGGGAACGAUGAGCCUUACCAACCAGGUGCCGUCAUCCAAAUCCCUCGAUUGUUUAAAGAGUAUAUCAGUCAAUGUAGAAAGCUCGGAAAUUCAAAAUCACGGCUUGCCGCGUUUGCUGAGGCGAAUGAUGCUGACGGCGACUCAACAACUGCUUUGUGCAAAAUUAUUUGGCUGGAAAAGCGAGUUCAUCGUAGUCGCUUCCGUCGCGCUGUUCUUAGUGCGAUUCCAGGUGAUUCGAGCAGUAGACAGGUACCUGAACCUGCAAAUUCAGUCUUCACGUCGCAAGACUCGUUUAAAACGCCAAAAACAGAAUGGUGCUGGGAUACGAAUGAUAUUCCAGAAAAGAUAGUGGCAGUCAAACCAUCUAAGGUAUCAGGGCAGCUACCGUCUAUGAAGUCGAGACUCGGAAACGAGCGAACGGGAAUAGCACUUCUACUUGUAUUUGCAGUUGUUGAAGUAUGUUCGGAGUGUGGUGACGAAGAGUACUUUUCGGUCAAGCGGCACGAUAAAGACGUCAGAUAUAUGGAGCGAGAGGUAGAGUUUUAUUGCAAGGAAUUUCUACGGUGGACCUCGAAGAAACCUGAAUAUGACCUUCUCGUGGCACAAGCCUUAUUCACGCUUGGCGCCUUGCUUCUAGAAAAAAAUUCGUCUGAAUUUUCUACAGUAUUUUGGGCACUCAAUGACAAACUUGAGUCAUCCAUGAAUAAUAUGCAGGGCCACUCCGUCGGAUCAUCAACACCAAAGCAGCAACUUGACCAGAAAGCGAGUACCUUGUCUACUUUUCAGCAAGAACGCCGAGGGGCUGCAAUGGCAUCUCUGUAUCACAUGCGCGAUCUGAUAAUUAAGAUGCUUCAAAUGCCAUCAUCGGGCAUAGGAAGUGGGUCUGCAUUUGGGCUUGCAGUGUUAAAAAGUCUUGAACACGUAUUUGGCACCGGAAUGGAGGCAUUCUUGAAUUUGGCAACUCACCAAAGAUUUGUUGCGAUCGCUGAUUUAAAAGUUGCGCUGGAUAUAUUUCAGCUAUUACUUCCUAUAGCCUCAGAUGAGCCAAAGCAAUGUUUGACUCUUUCAUCAUCUCAGGGUGCAUAUGACGAUAGUUUUGAUGAUGCGUUGGCGAUGCUUGAUAUGGAUGUAAUGCUUGAGAAACGCAACUCUGGAUCGACUUUUACAUGGACUGUUAUGGAGUGCAGAACCAAAGCUAUACAACUGGUUACAAACAAUUUGCGAGUGGCCAUUCAGCACCUCGUACUGAACUACCCUACAAAUGGCACUCCUACGUUUGAAGAACUUUAUUCACUCGAUCUGCUUGGCUUGAUAAUUGCUACGUGCAACGUCCAGUUCUUUUGGGAUAACUUGACUUCCACUUCUGCAAAAUCCAGAAAUCUUGCACCACGAGUGCUAGGUGCUGCACUGAAGUAUACCGCUGAUAAAGACUGGCUAAGAAAAGUCUUUUUGAGAGAAUCUGGAGCAGAACAACAUCUUGCCAUUGCGUGGCUGUUGGGAACACUAGAUGCUGCAACACUAAAAAAGAAACCACUUUUGUUCAGAUUGGAAGAGAUACCUUCCAGUAUACUUAAGACUAAUUCCCAGGAAACAAUGAUACAAAAUCAGGGUUGUGUCAACGACUCCGACUACUGGUUAAUGCUGACUGACGGAAUAAUUUACAAUCUGCUCCGCAGUGAUUCGUGGGGAGUAGAAUUAAUGAAUUCGCAUGUACUUAAGCUGUUACGUGAGGUGGCAUCGAUAUGUAAUUUUUGCACCUUUAUCAGAGCAGACAAAGCAAGCCUUGACGACUCCGCAACGUUGUACGAUCUUCAUUUGGAUAUUUUCCGGGCAUUCUGUAAAGCCGCUAGCAACAUUUGGAGAUCUUAUGCUUCUACUUUCUCGAACAAUUGGCCCGAAAUGAAUCAAUUCCGCACAAAAAUGGUGCAUCCUUCAAAGGGAAUCUUUGUUUCAUUUCUCGAGGCCUAUAAAUUGAAUUUUCGGCGAGCCUGUUGCGAGAUUGACCACUGGAAUCACAACUGGCAUAAAUUUGCCGAAUUAUUCCUUCGCCAGGCUGGAGUAAAUGUAGUACAGGGACUUUCAUACCACGAAGUGGAUGACUCAAUCAAAACAUUUGAUGAGAGACUUACAGGACUGACUACGAUGUUCCGAUUCAUCGCGAUGGAAUUAUUAUUUCGUCAAGUAAAUUGUGCUGAGCAUCCUCAAGCCAUCAAGAGAUUGGAGGAUCAAAGACGACGAAUGGGGCGAGAAGGAGGGCGGAGUAUCAACAAUGACCUUCGUAAAGGGUUUUGCUCAUCUUCUAUGAGAUUUGUUGACAGUGUCCAGUUGUUUUUUGCUCUUCAAAAGUACCCCAGUUUACUGCAUUGGUUCGCACAGACUUCAGAAAUCUAUCAGACUUUCGAAAAUGGGUGGCGAUUCUCCCCCUUGAGGACGCUCCUUGUGAACAGUUUAGAUCCAGAUGGACCUCUAGGCAUUCACAGCUAUUAUCCAGAAGACGAAACUUCCAACGAUUUUGACGUGCAGGCAGUGCGCCGAGAAGCUUUCUACUUAUCGUGUGGCGUAUUCAGCUGUAGGUGCACGAGAUCCUUCGAGCACUCGCGAGAUAAACCUGUUGCAGUGACUUGUAAACGUCUCCAGCAUCUUCGAAAAUUUAUCUUGAACGAUUUUAUGAGGGAGACACUCUCGUUUGUUAUCCAAAGCGAUGCUUCUUCAUUGCUAGAGACUUUUGCCCCCUUGAUCCAGUUUAUGCGUGCUGUUCUUCACCACGCCAACCUGAAUACUGAAAGUGUGAUUACAAUCCAAGAAAAUGAACCUCGUGCUGCAGAUGACGUAAACAGCUUUGACUUCCGGCUUGAUGAACUAUAUCCGUGCCUAGAAUGGAUAGUCGAAUGCAUGAUCAAGCUCGUACCCGGCGAAGAAGCUGUCCAUAAUGCUAUCUGCUGUGUUUUGUUGAUCGAGCUGUGCGGAAUCAUGAGCGAAGCGAUCAAAUUCAGCGACAGACGACCAAUGCUUGAGCUUAUCGACCUGGUUGAGCUCGUGCUCAGUUAUCUCAAGACCAUUUACAUGGCAUUGUCCAAGCGUACAACGGCUGUAAUUGACACGUUGUUUGUAAGCAAUCUCCUAAGGCCACUGCCAGUGGUGCUAAGCACGUACCGGUUCUCUACUUCGGCUUUCCUGGACAUUGCGGUGGACGACAAUCAGAUUUUGAGCCGCGAAUGGGAAGCAUACGGUGUCAGCUUAGCACGGGCUACAACAGAUCUCCUCGCUGCGAUCAGCCGUGUUGUCCAGUACUGCAAAGAUUCUCCUGACGAACGACUGCGAAGUCUCACGAUAAGUUUGUCUUCAUAG
Plasmopara halstedii is the source of this 7083-nucleotide messenger RNA. RefSeq lists its product as uncharacterized. The record is from RefSeq and is a predicted model, not a curated record. The coding region runs from base 1 to 7083 and encodes 2360 amino acids. NCBI's taxonomy places the organism in Eukaryota, Oomycota, Peronosporomycetes, Peronosporales, Peronosporaceae. The transcript has 14 exons.